Onychomys torridus (southern grasshopper mouse) is the source of this 2200-nucleotide messenger RNA. RefSeq names its product ladinin 1 (gene Lad1). The record is from RefSeq and is a predicted model, not a curated record. Lineage: Eukaryota; Metazoa; Chordata; Mammalia; Rodentia; Cricetidae. The transcript is spliced from 13 exons. Gene Ontology annotation, molecular function: structural molecule activity. The coding region runs from base 392 to 2137 and encodes 581 amino acids.
ACUCGGGACCGCGACUCGGAGAGGAGACGCGGGCCGGCGCCAAGCUGGUCCAACUGGUUCUGAGCAGGAAGUCUCCCGCCCUCGCCCCCUAACCGCAGUGCAGCCCCGCGCUAGCCCCGGCACCGGUGCAGCCCGCAGCCCGGUGCGACCGUCCCGCUGAGCGGCCGCGCUGGAGAGGGACCCGCCCCGGCGGAGGUCGGCGGCGCGGCUUUGUCUGGGACGUCCACACCCUCGAGGCAGCUCCCCGGGGCCGGCGAAUGGGAGCGCGGCGGCGCGGGGCCGAGCCGGGCUGAGAUAAGCGGCCAUGUGACCCUACCUGGCGCGGGGGAGGGGCCGCAGGUGAGCGGCGGAGCGCGGAGCUCGGCACGCGGCGGCCGCGGGGCUCGGCAGCAUGUCGGUCAGCAGAAAGGACUGGUCCGCGCUGUCCAGCCUGGCCCGGCAGCGGACUUUGGAGGAUGAGGAGGAACAGGAGCGUGAACGCAGGCGGAGGCAUCGCAACCUGAGUUCAACCACGGACGAUGAAUCUCCAAAACUCACCCAGAAUGGAGCUCAGAGGCCUGUGGAGAGGCUGCCCAGCGUGGAGGAAGCGGAGGUCCCUAAGCCAUCACCCCCAGCCUCCAAAGAUGAAGAUGAGGACUUCCAGGCCAUCCUUAGGACUCGGAAGGAACGGAGACAGAGGCGUCAAGUGGUAGAGGCUGUCCAGGCUCCCGUGCAGGAAAGGCUACAGGGAGAGGGGGAAAGGGACAGCCCCGGCCCCGGCUCUGAGCAGACCUUGCCGCAGCCUCUUGUGCCUAAGAAGAAAGGGGAGCCCCUGCCUCGCCGGAGAUUGAGUCGGGAGCAGCGAGGCCCUUGGGCCCAGGAAGAAGAGCACCCAAAGGGCAGAGAGCUUGGGGAAGGGGAAAAGGGGCUUCUAGAGGAGGCAGGGGCCCAGCGGAAGACCUCCAUCUCUGAGAAACUGCCUGUCCCAGAGAAAACUCCGGUGCCUACCAAGAGACUGGCUCCGGAGAAAGCCUGCCCCUCAGAGAAGGGGGCAGCAGCAGAGAAAGCACCCCUGACUGAGAAGAAACGCAGCCCAGAGAAGUUGGUUCCAGAAAGAACGAGUGUGUCAGAGAAGUCGACAGUACCCGAGAAGACACUCGUGUCUCUGAAGACAGCAGCACCAGAGAAGAGGUCCCCUCCGGUUCUAGAAAAAGCCAUUGUCUCUGAGAAGAUGCAAGAGAGGAGGCUGGUGUCCGAGAAGGCAUCCAUCUUCGAGAAGUCACUAGUCUCGGAGACAAAGCUGGCUCCGAAGAAAGCAGCAGCCUCAGAGCAGCCCCAGGCCCCUGGGGGAAGCCAGGCUGCCACAAGGGAGCCCAGAGGGAGGGCCGCCCCUGGGAAGAGCCCUCCUUCCUCUGCAGAGCAGGGCACAACAGACCCUCCGACUAAGGCUUCUUGCUUCCCACCCAUCACACUCCAGGUAAAAAUUCCCAGCAAGGAUGAAGAAGCAGACACACCCUCACCUACCCUGUUCACCUACAGCAGUUCCCUCAAACGCUCCAGCCCCAGGACCAUCUCCUUUCGGAUGAGCCCCAGGAAAGACAACUCAGAAACAACCUUGACCCGCAGCGCCAGUGUGAGGCUGCCGGCUAGCACACUGAAGCUAGAAGAGAAACUCGAGAGAUACCAUACAGCCAUCCAGAGAUCCGAAUCCGUCAGGUCUCCAGGCUCCUCCCGCACUGAGGUCCUUGUGGCUCCUGCUGGUGUAGCCAGCAAGCGCCACCUCUUUGAGAAGGAGCUGGCAGGCCAGAACCGCGCAGAACCAACCAUCCGAAAGGAGAAUCUGCGACUCUCAGGGGUUGUGACAUCGAGACUUAACCUGUGGAUCAGCAAGACCCAGGACUCCGGAGACCAGGGCCUUCAGGAGGUACAGAAAGAGGCAUCCGUCACCAGGAGGGCUCAGUGGGGAAACAAGUCGGCCAUGUCCUUGGAUGCAGAGGGAGAGCCGAGAGCAUGUCUGACACGGAGGAGGUGGUGGAGGAAUACGGAGAGGAACAGGAAGGUAAGAGCUCAUGGGGAUGCACACACAGAUGGAGGACAGUUCGGCUGGAAACUGACCCACCUCUUCUCUCUUCUCUUUCGCCCUGGUCUUCUCUUCUGAACAGAAGCGGUGGAAGAAGAAGACUGGAUUGAAGACGAAGACGAGCAAGAGGAGGCAGUGGAG